This is a messenger RNA of Elgaria multicarinata webbii, 415 nucleotides long. It is a transcript of the gene FABP1, whose product is annotated as fatty acid binding protein 1. Gene Ontology annotation, biological process: fatty acid transport. Gene Ontology annotation, molecular function: fatty acid binding. The transcript has 4 exons. Gene Ontology annotation, cellular component: cytosol; nucleus. Bases 2 to 415 code for a protein of 137 amino acids. The record is from RefSeq and is a predicted model, not a curated record. NCBI's taxonomy places the organism in Eukaryota, Metazoa, Chordata, Lepidosauria, Squamata, Anguidae.
UAUGAGCUUCACUGGAAAAUAUGAACUCCAAUCCCAUGAAAACUUUGUGCCAUUCAUGAAAGCCAUUGGUCUUUCUGAUGAGUUGAUAGAAAAGGGCAAGGAGGUCAAAAGCAUCUCAGAAAUUGUGCAGGAGGGCAAGAAGUUCAAGGUCACCGUGACAACUGGCAACAAGGUGCUGACUAAUGAAUUUACUAUUGGAGAGGAGGCCGAGUUGGAGACCCCAACAGGAGAGAAGAUUAAGUCCGUUGUUCAAAUGGAAGGAAACAAUAAGCUAAUUGUCAACUUGAAGGACAUCAAGUCAGUCACUGAAAUAAGCGGAGACAACAUCAUUAAUGUCGAAGCAUCUGUCAGCAUACAAGCUGCCGAAAUACUAGAUCCACGCCCUAUUCCCCAGCCAGAUCGAUUCAAUCUCUAA